Molecule: messenger RNA, 2546 nt
Organism: Procambarus clarkii (red swamp crayfish)
Lineage: Eukaryota; Metazoa; Arthropoda; Malacostraca; Decapoda; Cambaridae
Source: RefSeq, a predicted model, not a curated record
GUCCUUGUCAGUAGUUCAGGAGUGAGUGGUGAAGCAAGCUGACACUGUGGGACUCUUGUCAGUAGUUCAGGAGUGAGUGGUGAAGCAAGCUGACACUGUGGGACUCUUGUCAGUAGUUCAGGAGUGAGUGGUGAAGCAAGCUGACACUGUGGGACUCUUGUCAGUAGUACAGGAGUGAGUGGUGAAGCAAGCUGACACUGUGGGACUCUUGUCAGUAGUUCAGGAGUGAGUGGUGAAGCAAGCUGACACUGUGGGACUCUUGUCAGUAGUACAGGAGUGAGUGGUGAAGCAAGCUGACACUGUGGGACUCUUGUCAGUAGUUCAGGAGUGAGUGGUGGAGCAAGCUGACACUGUGGGACUCUUGUCAGUAGUUCAGGAGUGAGUGGUGGAGCAAGCUGACACUGUGGGACUCUUGUCAGUAGUUCAGGAGUGAGUGGUGGAGCAAGCUGACACUGUGGGACUCUUGUCAGUAGUUCAGGAGUGAGUGGUGGAGCAAGCUGACACUGUGGGACUCUUGUCAGUAGUUCAGGAGUGAGUGGUGGAGCAAGCUGACACUGUGGGACUCUUGUCAGUAGUUCAGGAGUGAGUGGUGGAGCAAGCUGACACUGUGGGACUCUUGUCAGUAGUUCAGGAGUGAGUGGUGGAGCAAACUGACACUGUGGGACUCUUGUCAGUAGUUCAGGAGUGAGUGGUGAAGCAAGCUGACACUGUGGGACUCUUGUCAGUAGUUCAGGAGUGAGUGGUGGAGCAAGCUGACACUGUGGGACUCUUGUCAGUAGUUCAGGAGUGAGUGGUGAAGCAAGCUGACACUGUGGGACUCUUGUCAGUAGUACAGGAGUGAGUGGUGGAGCAAGCUGACACUGUGGGACUCUUGUCAGUAGUACAGGAGUGAGUGGUGGAGCAAGCUGACACUGUGGGACCUGACUCUGCUCUUAACACAGGUGAGUGAGCGAGAGCAGGCGGCGGUGGACGCCUGGCUGGCGUCAGGGAAGCCUUUCCACGUGAUGCGGGAUCACCCACAUCAUAAUGUGCCUAUCUUGGGUGGAACUUGGGCAGCUCGCUGGGACCAAGACAUCAUCAACACCAGUGAACUCAUUACCAUCAGGGACCUCAUGCUCCGGGAUGCUGUAGGCACCUCCCUUUAUGGAAAAGAUCAAGCCAUUUUAAAAAGAAGACUGUGGCCGGUGAUGACAGGUCGGGUGCUGGCCCACGACAGUUACACCUGCACAAGUUUCCCAGGAAGUGUUCCCUGGCCCACGCAGCGGGUGGACGGGUUCUUCGUGGGGUCUCCCAGGUCGAUAUAAGGAGAAGAGCAGGAAUCAAAUAGUAUCUGCUCACUGUCCAGUUCAAUGCCGUCCUCAGCAACACCAGGAUUGGUUGUUAUGUUGAUUGGGUCAUAAUGUCUAUUUCCCUAGCAUCACCAGGAUUGGUUGGUAUGAUGAUUUUUCAAAAUGUCUACAUAGGCUACAAAUCCUAUGAAUAAUUUAUCUUAUGUUCGUCAUUUCUCAGGGCAUAGAUACAAUGUAAAAAAAAUAAUUUUUUCAUCUAUAUAUCUAAGAACUCUUUGGGUUGUUAGUCCAGAAUUCUUAGAUGAAGAGUUUAAGAAUAUUGAUUCUAUUGGUCUCAAGCUUUGUUAUCCACUGAGUUUUUUAAUGUUUGCCGUAGCAAAGCACGUCUUACAUGUUAUAGUAAUAUAUAAAGUGAGAGAAUUCGCCCAAAGAAUGUGUUUUGUUUACCAAAUUUUUCUGGGUUUGAAAAUAUUGUCAAGGCUUUGAAACUUUUUGAUCUACAUGUAUUUUCAAUUACGAAAAUACAGUUGGUAAACAAUUAGAUAGAAACAGCCCUCGUAGUGAUAAUUGUACCAUUUAUAAAAUACCUUGUAAAGAAUGUAAUAGGUUCUAUGGUGGGCAAACAUCUAAGGAUUUGAAAUGUAAAAUUUUGCCACAUAAAUACUCUGUAGGACAUAGCCAAUUGUUUAAUCCUCUGUCUGUUCAUUUGUCAGAAAAUUCUCAACAAAUUGAUUGGGAGAUGGGUUCUUCAAUAACGAAUUGGAAAAAUUCACUUUCAAUAAGAACAUAAUUGAAUCGGCUUUAAUACAGAUUACAAAAUCAUGUAAUUUGAACAUCAGCAGUGGUUUAUAUAAUUUAGAUCCAUUUUUGAAUGAUCAGUUAAAGGGCAAUUUGAGUAGGAUCAUUGAUACACAUUUGUCUCACUAAUUCAUUGCUAGUAUCUACUCUCUUAUGCUAUUAUUAUUCAUGUAUGGGUCUACUGGCCCAUACAUAGGUAAUAAUAGGGGUCUAUUGGUCCAUAUGAUGCAGCUCUUAUGUUAUAUCCAACUAAUCCUAUUCAUAUAUUUGUCAUUAUACCUCACCUCACCUCUUUCUCGUACCUAUAUAUGUCCAAACCUAUUGACUUGUAAAUCAUUUGUUCUGAAAAUGUAUUAAUAUACGAAAGAACUUAAGGAAAUUCCUGUUUCAAAUCUUCCUCCCUGGUCUGACACGGACAUAUUUUUCAUCACGUGUUAAUUUUCGUGAUUUACGCCCACA